AUGCCACCUGUUGUGUUUCACUUUAUCCAGGCGCAGUGGUCGUCACUCACAGCAUACCUGUCCAGCCUCCGUUGUGGACUGCUAGGUCGUGAUGGAACCGAGUUUGGCUCCUCAGACAGCCAGUUGUCCGCUUCUGAACAACAGAAUAAGGAAGGACACGCCACUUCAACUGAUACCAACGGUCGAGUUGACCAGAUCCCGUCAGACCACUACCCAGCAACGGAACAGCAAAUCGAAGCCACCAUUCAGCAGUUUAUCGAUUCCAUAAAUACAGAUGCGGUCUGCGAUUUGGCGUCCAGACACAACGGCGGAAAGGCAUGUAAAAUCGUCACCAAGGAUAAUGGUAGCUUUAACGUCUGCUUCUUUGUCCAGUUUGAUGCCGGGGAGGAGACACAGGUCGUAAGGAUUCCAAUUAAACCGGUUAUUCGCGAUGCCUGGCAGAAAGUCCUCUGCGAAGUUACUACACUGCGGUAUGUCAAGGACAAUACAACGAUUCCUGUUCCUCGAGUCCUCGCGUACGGCAUCCACGAUAAAGUCGUAGAAGGUGCUGAAACGCCUUUCAUGAUUAUGAACCUCAGUCCCGGGCGGCAACUUCAUACAAAGACGUUCUUGCUCGCAACAAAAGCGCAGCGGCAGCGGCUCUACGGCGACCUUAUCGAUAUACUGUCACAGCUACGUAAGCUCGAGUUCCCUGCUGGGGGUUCGCUGAUGCUAAACCCCGACGACGACGAAUGCAAUCCCAUACUCGGCCCAUUCCUUUCUAUGACUGCGAACGAGUUUGAAGGAAGCAGCGGGAGGCCUUUGCGGCCGGAAGUUUUCACAUCUAUGAAGCGUUUCGUAGAUUACCACUAUAGUAUCUUGACGGAAACGUACCGGCUUCCCGUUGAGAACUUGUCUUAUAGGGAUGCCAAGACGGAACUCUACGCGCUCGACAGUUUAUCCAAAGAAAUUUCCAAAUGCGUCGACUCGAUACCACACAGCCCUUCAUUUGUGUUGGCACAUCCAGACCUACGAUUCGGCAACAUAUUCGUUGAUGAUGACUUCCACAUUCUCGGCAUCAUAGACUGGGAAUUCACGGGCACAAUCCCACUCCAACUGUUCACACCGCCACCAUGGAUUACCGGCCACGAUCCCGAUACACUGCGCAUUAUGCGUGGGCUUGUGCGUAGCCCCUUGCCUGGCGAGAUUUUUGCUGAAUUCCGCGACGUUCUGCAAAAAAAGCGCGAAACAUCCAGCAUUUCAGAAAAGUUAUGGCACGAGUGGGGAUUUCAACAGGGACAGGCUGGACCAGGAGAGGCUCUCAUUCAGGUGCUUCCGCCCAUUGCCCAGAUAUUGCGCCAUCCUUCUAGUCUCAUGAGCGUAUAUUACUCGUCUAUUUUCCGCAAGCUCUUCGGACCACUAGCGAACCGGGAUGCAGAGAUUCACAAGUUUUUUGAUCAUCCGGACAAUUUGAGUCUCGCGAAGCAGGUUGAGCUUCAAAUUGAGAAAUCCAAGCGCUAUACCCAAUUUCUAGAAGGCAGAGGUCUUCUCGUUGAGGAUGUACAGAGCCAGCAAAUUCGGGAGUAUCUUGCCAAUACUGAACAUUUAGUCCAUAGAUAA
Metarhizium robertsii ARSEF 23 is the source of this 1599-nucleotide messenger RNA. Its product is annotated as phosphotransferase. The transcript has 2 exons. NCBI's taxonomy places the organism in Eukaryota, Fungi, Ascomycota, Sordariomycetes, Hypocreales, Clavicipitaceae. The record is from RefSeq and is a predicted model, not a curated record. Bases 1 to 1599 code for a protein of 532 amino acids.